UCGUUGAAUACGUUCGUUUUUCCCUCGAAUAAUUUAUCACACUAGCGAGAAUACAAUCAUUGAUUAUGGAUAGUACUAUCUAUAUCAAUUAAACGGUUAGUGAAAUGCGCUCGUUCGUUGUAUUACUUGUAUAUAUUUUGUUUAUCAAUUAAUUUUAAACAUAAAAACAACAUAGUAGUUUGCUGUUCUUAACUUUUCGUUACUUAAAAUUAACAUGACUACUGAAGCAGAUUUAUUGAUUAAAAUUUUACAACGAGAAAUCUGUAGAAGAGCUGAAAAUGUUACUUCUACUUUCAAAAAUCUUAAAGGGAACAAAAAUAAUAAACUAUUAUUGAAAAAAAAAAAAAAAAAAAAACCUAGUAAGGAAAUUGCUUUGGCAAAUGAUACUGUUCUACCAAAAAAAGUAAAAAAAUGUAAACAUCCAUCUGUUAGUUAUGUGGAUACAGAUGAUAUACUUCAUGAAAAAAUUGACACACAUGGUAUUUGUGAAAAGCCGUUCCAAUGUAGUUCUGUUUCAAAUAUACACCAGACAAAGAAUUGUCCAGUGUACAAUGAUGUUGCUGCUGCUACUUUAACUUUAAAUAAUUCAGAAAAUAUUGAAAUUGAUGGUUUAUUGUGAGUAUAUAUAUAUUUAUAAUACAAUUAAUAUAUGGGCUUGUCCAAAUUACACAGGAGCUUUUUUGAUUCUCAGUAGUAUUUGUUUUAAAAUGCUUAGAUCUAUUUUAAAUUUUGUAGAUUAAAUAUUACUUAAGUUAAAUUA
This is a messenger RNA of Sipha flava (yellow sugarcane aphid), 760 nucleotides long. RefSeq lists its product as uncharacterized. NCBI's taxonomy places the organism in Eukaryota, Metazoa, Arthropoda, Insecta, Hemiptera, Aphididae. The record is from RefSeq and is a predicted model, not a curated record. Bases 215 to 619 code for a protein of 134 amino acids. The transcript is spliced from 6 exons.